CAAAAAAGAAUACAACACGGUACGAACUUCUAACAUUAGGAUUCUCGGUGCAUUGACAACGACAGACCAACGCUACGAACAGUUACAAAUCCAUCUAAUCGACAAGGCGCAUCGUAUUGAUUGCAAGGCAGGAAUGUCACACUCCUGAUCUGUAUCCAACCAGAAUUCUAGCGACUCGUGCGAUACCGUUGCCGCAGCAAUCCGUGGAAUUUGUUCUGCCCGAUCGAAGGCCACAAAGACGCUGUGGCGGUGUCGAUCUCGGUGACAAUGUCGACUUCCUUGUUGUGGGCCGCGAGAACGGUGUCGCGGGCGAGUCUCCGCCAGCGUAACCAGCUCUGGCCCUUGGCGGCAUCUGCGGCUCACCCCCGGUUCCGAGAAGCAUUCCCCCCCGCCCGGUCCUUUUCCGCGGCGGAAGGCGCCUCCUCCCCGCCCGGGGACGCACCGCCCUUCCGGAAGGUCCUGAUCGCCAACCGCGGGGAGAUCGCGAUCCGGGUGGCCCGGACCUGCCGUCGGCUGGGGAUCCCCACGGUGGCCGUCUACGCCAGCAACGACACGGACUCGAGCCACGUCUCGGAGUGCGACGAGGCCGUCUGCCUGGGAACAGGGGGCGUCUCGAGCUACCUGGACACCGACAGGAUCGCGGAGGCGAUUCGUUCCACCGAGGCGGACGCCGUCCAUCCMGGGUACGGUUUUCUGAGCGAGAACGCGGGCUUUGCGGAAGCCGUGGCGUCCCUCGGGAGCAAAGGCGAGACAGUGGCCUGGCUGGGCCCUCCCCCGCAGGCCAUCCGGGACAUGGGCUGCAAGCUCCGGAGCAAGGCCAUUGCCAGGGAGGCCGGCGUGGCCAUCAUCCCCGGCGGGGAGAGCGAGGGUGCGCUGGACUCGCUGGAGGACGCCCUCGAGGCGAUGCGGAAGAGCGGGAGCAGCCUACGCUACCCGGUCCUGCUCAAGGCGGCCGCGGGGGGCGGCGGGAAGGGAAUGCGGAUCUGCUACGACGACCGGGAGCUUAUCGAGGCCUAUCCAAUGGCCCGGAGCGAGGGCCUCAAAUUUUUUGCCGACGACCGACUGCUCCUGGAGCAAUACCUGGAAGAACCCCACCACAUCGAGUUCCAGGUGGUGUGCAGCAAGGCUACGGGCAAUGGCGAUGGCGAUCUCAAUGCCGAUGGCCACAGCUCCAAUAGCCAGAUCGACGUGGCAAUCUUUGCCGAGCGGGAGUGCUCGGUCCAGAGACGCAACCAAAAGGUAGUGGAGGAAUCCCCCUCCUGUCUGCUGACGGAGGAAACCCGCCGAAAGAUGAUGGAGCAAACCACCCUUCUGUGCCAGAGCGUCGGAUACGAGGGAGCCGGAACCGUCGAGUGGCUCGUGGUGGGAGGAGAAAGCAACCGAGACCAGGCCCAAGACUUUUAUUUCCUGGAAAUGAACACCCGGUUGCAGGUCGAGCACCCCAUCACGGAAGCCGUCUCGGGCGGCCUCGAUCUGGUCGAGGCCAUGCUCGAGGUGGGUGCCGGAAGGGGCCUCCCGAGGGAGUGGUACGAGACCGCCGAGGUCGUCGAGGAAGCGGGAGGCAACGGCAGGAUGCUGGUCAUGCCCUGGAAGGGGCACGCUAUCGAGGGGCGGAUCUACGCCGAGGAUCCUCUGCGGGGGUACCUUCCGUCGACGGGGCCGCUCCUUCCCUACAUGGAGCCCCCCCGGGCGGUCCGGGUGAGCGACGGGGGUGCUUCGUCUUCUUCGUCUUGGGCCGGCACGGACGGCGUUGCGUCCUACCUCCGCCUGGAUUCCGGGGUCGUGGAGGGACACGUCGGUAGGUAGCGCCGUGUGGCGGUCCCGAAAUGCCCGUCUUUUUCGGCGGUUGGCGUGCCCAGCCUCUCACGACGUCUUUUUUUUAUUUCUUUGUUUGUCGUGUUGCCUGUUCUCUAUUUUUUUGAAUGGUGUUCGGCAUGGCAUUCGGUGUUCGCACACUACAGUCACGCCCUUUUACGAUCCGAUGCUCUCGAAGAUCAUCUCGUACGCUCCCACCCGCGAGGAGGCCAUCGACGUCCUUUCGGAGGGAUUGGACUCUUACGUAAUCGAGGGAGUCAACCACAAUGCAAGGCUGAUCCAGGCCGUCCUGCGCCAUCCCUCCUUCCAGAAGGGUGACACACCCACCUCCUUUCUGGAGACCCAUAUCCCCGACUUUGGCGGGUAUUCUGUUCGAAAUGGGGAGAACGAAACAGAAGACCCACCCUCUCUCUUGACGGCCCGCGAAGAAGAAGACCUGGCGGUAGCCGCGGCGCUGAUCUGGAGAGAACGAGAAAGACUCCUGGGAAGGCCGCCCACCGGACGCGCAGUGGAGGACGAGAACGGCCAGGGACGCAGAGACUUUGUGGUCCGAUUGGACGGCUGGGCCGGGGGCUGGGGGGACGGUGCCAUAUCCGUCGCCCUAGACGAGGGUCGCACCGAGGGGCUCGCGGCUGGCAGGAGGCUGGCAGCCGAUCCUUCCGACCAACUAGAGUCCUUUUCGAUUGCGAUCGGACCGGGCUUCUCGAUCGACUUCGAGAACCACCUGGCAAGCAUGACGCUCGACGGAACCUUUCGGACCGUCCAGGUUCUCGGGGAACAGCCCAGCGGAGAACUCAGGGUCCAGAUGCUUGGUGCCCGGUACGAAGGAUGCCUCGUCCAGAGCCCGAGGGAGUACGAACUGAGCAGGCACGUGCUCCCGCCGGUGGCCAACGACACCAGCAACACCGUCCUGAGCCCCAUGCCGGGAACGCUGAUUGGCUUUUCCGGGGGCGUCGAGGAAGGGUCGUUCGUCGAGGAGGGACAGGAGCUCUGCAUCGUCGAAGCCAUGAAGAUGCAGAACGUCGUUCGUGCCCCGAGGGCCGGAAUCAUUGCGAGACUACGGGUGGACGAGGGCGCCGCGCUGGUGACCGAUCAGGUCCUUAUGGAAUACGAGGCGGAAGAGGGAGACGAGCCAACGGCCGCGUAGCUCGGAGCACGAAGCCGACGGUGCAACGGAUCGGAACCAAACGAAACGGGAAGGAAGCGAGAUGAUACAGGACGGACGACGACACAAGAAGUUAGAUCUUAAAAACCGUGCAUGCACCAAACUACAGGUUUUGGAAACAUCCCACAUCAAAAGGAUCUUGAUUUCUCACUGUACGUACUUCAAGGCAACUCGGAAGGAUAAUGGUAGUACUAGUAGAAGCAGUAUCUGGCAGGAGAUGACAAGGAGAAAAUCAAAACUAUUCAAAGUACUGCAAGCCGUACUAGAUAAUUAGUGCAGUAGUUAUGGAAGAAAGUAAGAACAAGUGUGAGGCAGUAAACUACACKGCAGUCACGAGUAGCUAGUGAAUAAUCCUCACUCUUUAAU
Messenger RNA from Pseudo-nitzschia multistriata, 3346 nucleotides. The record is from the annotation of a GenBank genome assembly. NCBI's taxonomy places the organism in Eukaryota, Bacillariophyta, Bacillariophyceae, Bacillariales, Bacillariaceae.